Chrysemys picta bellii (western painted turtle) is the source of this 3915-nucleotide messenger RNA. The record is from RefSeq and is a predicted model, not a curated record. NCBI's taxonomy places the organism in Eukaryota, Metazoa, Chordata, Testudines, Emydidae.
UGUCAGACUGAAACUAUGGGAAGAGAAUUCAUCACCUCCUACAUGGACGACUGUGGGAACUCUAGUCAAUUUGAAGUGCAAAUUACUGGCUACUUUGUCUUCACUUCAGUGUCUGUUUCCAUCUCCAAUUACUCAUUUGAUAAGAAGAUUAUGGUAAAUCGGGGAGAGAUGGUGCGGGUCAGCCUACCAGAGUCAGUGGGAAUUAAGGGUGUUAUCAAGUUCUCCAAGGUGGUCCUAGUCAAGGCUGACAAAGAUAUCUCAGUAGUGUCUGUCAGCAACAAAGAUGUGAAUUCUGAGACCACUGUGCUGUAUCCUGUCUCCAGCUUGGGAAAUGAACACUACAUAGUUACUCCCCCUACAGAAUCCUUAGAUAGUUACCCAGAGUUCUCUGUUAUGACAUACCAAGACCGCAACCUUGUGACGGUCCAUGUGGAAGGCAAGUUACGUUAUGAAACAGAGGUCUACUCCACUGGUGACACACUGAACAUUACACUCCUUCCUUUCCAAGGCUACCAGUUACAAGGCAUAGCAAAUGUGUCUGGCACCAGGAUUGUCUCAAAAAAGCCAGUGGCUGUCUUGGUUGGCCAGGUGUGUUUCUGUACUAGCACAAAAUGCAACCAUGUCUUUGAGCAGCUCCUACCAGUUUGCAGCUGGGGUACAACAUACAUCAUUCCUCCCUUACCAUGGCAGAAAGUAGAUGAAGUAGUCUACAUCACUGCUUCCCAGAACACAACUGUGUUGUAUCAACUAGGGGAACAGCAAGAGACUGUUACUCUAGCAGGAGGCAGUGUACUCCAGCGUCCUGUCAAGCCCUGGAUCCCAGUCUACAUCUCUGCUAAUGUGGGCAUCCAGGUGGUGUUCUACAGCGUGGGUGCACCUCUCCCUAAUUCCUCCCACGCCUUCCUGAUGAAUGUUCCAGAUGUUGCCAGUUACUGCUGGAUGUAUUCUAUAAAUGCCCAGGAGGGCUUCGAGAACUUUGCCUUGAUGGUGGCCAAUACAGCAGAGACUGGCGCCAUCAUCCUAGACAAUCAGCCUGUAAGGGAUGUGGUGUGGAACCGAGUCGCUGGCACUGAGUUCGUUUGGAGCCUGCAUAUCCUUGCACCUGCCAUCAGAUCCCAUGCUGUGGAACAUCCCAGCUCUCCAUUUGCGCUCCUGAGUGUUGGCACUGCCGCCAUGGACAGCUAUGGGAUUCCGGGUUCCUGCAGGAAGAAUGUUACCUUUAAAUGCCAGACUGAGACUCCACAGAUACAAGAGCAGCUGGAGAUGUGCAAAGUUGUCUUUCUGCAGGGCAGCACCAGUGAAUUUUGCUCCUUCGUGAAUUCAACCUUAGUGAAUUUGGAGACCAUGUGUGCCCAGGACAGAGCAGUAUCGCUGCAGGAAGUUGCUGGCCCCUUUGGUUCCUUCCUGAAUAGCUCCACCCUCAGUGCUGGUGGGAACGAGAGCAAGAGGGAGGUGGCCUCUGCCGUGACGUUCCUCCUGCAGAGUGUGGAAUUGGCUGCACUGACGGCUGCUUUGAAGUCUCCGGAGAUGAAGAAACAGAAUGUAACAACAGAGUCUAUGGCUAUCGAGACGCUCCUCGUUGUCCCGGCUGCAGGUCCCUGUGAUGAGGUCUUCAGGCUGAGCGCUCAGGAGGAGACAAUGGACAUUCACUGCGAUACGGUCACCAGAGCAGCAACAGAAGAUUCUUGGGCUGUUGCUUUUAUUUCUUACUCCACACUGGACUCCAUCAUUGACAAGAGAUUUCUCAACGAGGGAGAUCUAAUGGCUGCUGAGAAAUUGAGGAGUUUUCACCUGAAUUCCAGGGUGGUGAGUGGGGCUAUUGGAGAUGGGAGGCCCAUGAAUAUCUCCAAACCUGUGAACUUCACUCUGCGCCAUAGACAGGCAAAGAAAGAGGAGGAAGAGACUCGCUGCGUUCAUUGGAAAUUCAGAGCUGGGAAUGGCACCUGGGCUGAGGAUGGCUGCACUGUUCUCCACACGAACAGCACUCACACCAUCUGCAGCUGUGACCAUCUCUCCAGCUUCACUGUCCUUAUGGGUCACAACAGAAUUAAAGGGAGAAAACACCUGCUGGGUUUAGAUGAUACCUUUAAAUCCCUGAAUGAGACUCUACAGAUAAAAGGGCAGUCAGAGAUGUGCAAAGGUGUCUGUCUGCAGGGCAGCAACAGUGACUUUUGGUCCUUCAUGAAUUCAACCUUAGUGAAAUUGAAGACCAUGUGUGCCCAGGACAGAGCAGAACCGCUGCAGGAAGUUGCUGGCCCCUUUGGUUCCUUCCUGAAUAGCUCCACCCUCAGUGCUGGUAGGAAUGAGAGCAAGAAGGAGGUGGCCUUAGCCGUGACGGUCCUCCUGCAGAGUGUGGAAUUGGCUGCAUUGAUUGCUGCUUUGAAGUCUCCGGAGAUGAAGAAACAGAAUUUGACAACAGACUCUAUGGCUAUCGAGACACUCCUCGUCCCGGCUGCAGUUCCCUGUGAGAAGAACUUCACGCUGAGAGCUCAGGAGGAGACAAUGGACAUUCACUGCAAUACAGUCACCAGAGCAGCCACAAACGGUUCCUGGGCUGUUGUUUUUAUUUCUUACUCCACCCUGGACUCCAUCAUUGACAAGAGAUUUCUCAUCGAGGGAGAUCUAAUGGCUGAUGAGAAAUUGAGGAAUUGUCACCUGAAUUCCAAGGUGGUGAGUGGGGCUGUCGGAGCUGGGAGGCUCAUGAACCUCUCCAAACCUGUGAACUUCACCCUACGCCAUAGAGAGGCAAAGAAAAAGGAGGAAGUGGUUCGCUGUGUUUACUGGAAAUUCAUUGCUGGGAAUGGCACCUGGGCUAAGGAUGGCUGCACCGUUCUCUACACGAACAGCACUCACACCAACUGCAGCUGUAACCAUCUCACCAGCUUCGCACUCCUUAUGGGUCUCACCAAAGUGGAGGACAGUGGCCCUCUGACCAUCAUCACCUAUGUGGGACUGACCUUCUCCCUGCUGUGCCUCCUCCUCGCCAUCCUCACCUUCCUCCUGUGCCGCUCCAUCCGCAACGUCAGCACCUCCAUCCACCUGCAGCUCUGCCUCUGCCUCUUCCUGGCCUACCUGCUCUUCCUCACUGCAGUGAAGUGCACCAGCAUUCGGGUGGUGUGUGCUGUCAUUGCUGGCUUCCUACACUACCUCUUCCUGGCCUGCUUCACCUGGAUGUUCCUGGAGGGGCUGCACCUCUUCCUCACCGUCAGGAACCUGAAGGUCGUGAAUUACACCAGCGCUAGCCGGUUCAAGAAGAGAUUCAUGUACCCGUUUGGCUACGGAUUCCCAGCCCUGGUGGUGGCUAUUUCGGCAGCGUUGAAGCCUGAAGGCUACGGAACUAACGAAUACUGCUGGCUCAACCCGGAGAAACACAUUCAUUGGAGCUUCCUGGGACCAGUCUGUGCCAUAAUCCUGAUAAAUUUAACAUUUUUUCUUGUAACCCUCUGGAUCCUGAGAGACAAACUCUCCUCCCUUAAUGAAGAUGUGUCCACUCUCAAAGACACCAGACUACUGACUUUUAAAGCUAUCGCCCAGCUAUUCAUUCUGGGCUGCACAUGGAGUCUUGGUCUCUUCCAAGUCAACUCAGCAAAAAUGGUCAUGGCGUAUUUAUUCACCAUUGUCAACAGCCUGCAGGGAGCCUUCAUCUUCCUGGUGCACUGUCUCCUCAAUCGCCAGGUGAGAGAGGAGUACAGGAGAUGGAUUAAAAGCACAAGAAAACCCAGCCCCACAACUCAAACGUUUAGUCCGUCCGGGUCCACUGUCACUAUCAGCACCAAGAUGGCUCCAUACAUCACUCACUCUGGAAUGCACUCGGAAGGUGUUGGCUUUGACACAAAUUCAGGAGAUGACUGCUUGCCCAUUCCAAAGUUUGCAGCUUCUGGUCUUCUGCGCUACCCAUACCAUGUGUUUUUGUGA